Messenger RNA from Vicia villosa (hairy vetch), 1605 nucleotides. RefSeq lists its product as uncharacterized. The transcript is spliced from 2 exons. The coding region runs from base 295 to 1233 and encodes 312 amino acids. Gene Ontology annotation, molecular function: RNA binding. The record is from RefSeq and is a predicted model, not a curated record. NCBI's taxonomy places the organism in Eukaryota, Viridiplantae, Streptophyta, Magnoliopsida, Fabales, Fabaceae.
AACUAACUAAAGAAGAGGAUUUGGAUUUAUUGGCAUGCCUCAAUUAUAUAGUUGUUAAUGAGAUGGCUAUUUAACAAUUGGGGCUAUUUAAAUAUUAAUGGUUUUGUCAUUAAUAAAUUAAAAGAAGAACAAUUGAAGAAGGUUUUAUAUAGAAAUUGGGGCUAUUUAAAUAUUAAUGGUUUUGUCACUAAUAAAUUAGAAAAAGAACAAUUGAAGAACAAAAUCUUUUCUCUCUCUAGACUUGGCGCUUUCCCUUCUCUCUAGAAGGGGGUUAGGGCUGGGGGAUUGUUUAGCAUGCUCGAAGGAAAAUCUCAUGGAGGGGGAUGGCAAGAGGUCAGAAAGAAGUCGUUCAAGCAAUGGGUGGCAAGGUGGGACGUUUUUCCUUGGGGAGGUGGAGAUUUAAAGCGUCUGAAAGGAGGGGUCAUCACUUCCAUUUAUUUCUCGGAGUUCCCUGAUCCCAGUUCUGCGAAGGACUUCUUCGAGUUGUUUGGAUGUAUCGGGUCGGUGUUUGAAGUAUCCAUUUCUUCGCGGAAGAACAAGUGGGGAAAGAAAUUUGGCUUCGCCAAAUUUGUGGAUGUGGAGGAUGAAAGAAUGGUGGCGAUUCGGUGUGACAAUGUCUGUAUUUCAGGGAGAAAAAUCCUUGCCAAUAUACCUAGGUUUGAGAGGCGGAAGAUUGCGGAGACUGUUCGAUUUGCGGGUAAUUUCGUCAGGAAGCACGGGGGUGUCAUUAGAAGGGAAGGAGAGCAGAAGGUGAUGGAUGGUAAUGUUAAAGCUGUUAGCAAAAACAGGUCGUUUGCGGAGGUCCUCUUGAACGCAAACCAGAAGGGGGAGCGAAGGGAGGAAGUAAAUCAUCUUCUCAGUUAUACCUUUGCUGAAGGGGACAAAGUUCGAAUCAGUAAAGCGUACGUCGGAGUGGCGACUUUUCCUGGAUCUACCCGCAUUAUUCAGACUCAUUUUGAAAUGGAGGGGUAUUUCGAUGUUAAAGUUACACCGAUGGGUGGUAAUUUGUGCCUUCUCGAAGAAGUGGAUGAAGGAGCAAUUCAAGAUUUAAUUGAGGGCGGCGAGGCGUGGUGGAAGCAAUGGUUCCGGGAGAUUAGGAGGUGGAAGGACACUGAUGUUGAUGAAGGGAGAUUGAUAUGGAUUAGAGUCUUUGGUGUGCCGAAACACGCGUGGAACUCUGAGUUUUUUUGUCAAACUAGCAGAUUCUUUGGGAUCUUUCGUGUGUCUUGGUGAAUCAACGACAAAGGAUUCUAGUUUUGAUGUUGCAAGAAUUUUGGUAAGGGUAGCUGUUUCAUUCUCGCUAGCAGGGUCAACGAAUGUUCUUAUCGACGGCGAGAAUUUUCUUCUGACACUUAGGGAAGGUUGCUGAUGGUCCUCUGAGGUAUUCUUCAGAUAGGUAAAUGAAGUGGUAAUAAUUAAAAUAAACUCGUACACGUAACAUAGCUGCAAGUACCAAAAUUUGAACUUUAGUGAUGACCUCUAAUUUAGAAAUAUCGACAUAUGAAGCACAAACUGUGAAACGACACCGAAACACAACACGAUAUGGACAUUCAAUGUGUUUAAAUAUUGUAUUAAGUAUCAAUGUUUUAUCCUCUUUGUGUGGAA